This is a messenger RNA of Camelina sativa (false flax), 2305 nucleotides long. RefSeq lists its product as uncharacterized. The record is from RefSeq and is a predicted model, not a curated record. Lineage: Eukaryota; Viridiplantae; Streptophyta; Magnoliopsida; Brassicales; Brassicaceae.
AUUGUGGAUGAUAAGUUUGGACGGCCCUCAACAAAACAACCCCCUUAAAAAAAGGAAGAUACGUUCCUAAACCAUUGAGAACCAACUUUUCUUUAUUUUGACCAAUAGAUUUUGUUUUCCUUUUAUCGCAACCUCUUAAAUAUAUUCUUCGUCAAUCAAAAACCCAUUUACCCAAAACGUCCUCUUUUCUUUGUUCUGCAUUUCUCCGAAACUCUGAAUAAGAAAACAUCAAUCAUCCAUCAAAUCAAAUGGGAGAAGUAGAUGAGAAACCGUCGUCCAUUGAUGUAGCUUCUCCGAGGUAUUCAUCUACCAAAGUUGCGGAUAUCGAUACAGAGCUUCACAAGAUGAAAGCUUCCCUUGAGAACGAGGUCGUUUCUUUGAAAGCCGAGUUAUUGAAGAAAGAUACGUUGAUGAAGAAUCUUGAAGCUGAGGUGGAGAAAAGUAAAGAAUUAGAGAAGCAACUUCUUGAUUCCGUUGAUGAGAAAUCAAGAGAGUUAGAGGAAACAAAAGCUUUCGUAGAAGAAUCCAAGGUAGAGAUCGCUUCUUUGAAAGAGAGGAUAGAAACAUCUUACAAUAGCCAAGAUUCUAGUGAGGACGAAGACGAAGAUGAUAGUUCUGUUCAGGAUUUUGAUAUCGAGUCAAUAAAGAUUGAGAUGGAAUCAACCAAGGAGAGUCUCGCAAAGGCUCACGAGGCUGCAGAAGCUUCCUCUUUGAGGGUGUCUGAUUUGUUAGAAGAGAUGAAAUCGAUUAAGAACGAGCUUCAAUCAGCGACUGAUGCAGAGAUGACGAGCAAGAAAGCAAUGGAUGAUUUGGCAUUGGCUUUAAAAGAGGUGGCUACUGAUUGUAGCCAAGCGAAGGAGAAGCUUGUGGUUGCGGAAACAGAGCUCGAGGCUUCGAGGUUGGAGUCUCAGCAAUGGAAAGAGAAACACGAUGAAGUUAGGAAAGAAGCGGAACUGCUCAAGAACACGAGCGAGAGACUUAGGAUUGAAGCAGAGGAAUCACUUUUGGCUUGGAAUGGGAAAGAAUCUGUGUUUGUGAGUUGCAUAAAGAGAGGAGAAGACGAGAAGAACUCACUUCUUGAUGAGAACAAUAGAUUGCUUGAAGCUCUUGUUGCUGCUGAGAAUCUGAGCAAGAAGGCUAAAGAUGAGAAUCACAAGGUUAGAGAUAUACUUAAACAAGCCAUUAACGAAGCUAAUGUAGCGAAAGAAGCAGCCGGGAUCGCCAGAGCUGAGAAUUCGAAUUUGAAAGAUGCCUUGUUGGAUAAGGAAGAUGAACUGGAAUUCGCUUUGAAGGAGAUCGAGAGGGUGAAGGUUAACGAAGCUUUGGCUAAUGACAAUGUAAAGAAGUUGAAGAAGCUGUUGUCUGAAAUAGAGGUAGCUAUGGAGGAAGAGAAACACAGAAGCCUGAGCAGACAAGAGUCGUUGCACAAGGAUGUAGAAGUUGUUGUUGAGAAGAAGAUUGAGGAGAAGGAGAAGAAGGAACAUAGCGAGAAGAAGGAAGAGAAGAAAGAGAACAAGAAGGAGAAGAGAGAGAGCAAGAAGGAGAAGAAAGAACAUAGCGAGAAAAAGGAAGAGAAGGAGAAGAAAGAGCAGACACAUCAGAACAUAGAUAAGAAGAUGAUUGGGAAAACUUGUAGUUUCAGUAUCAUGAAGCUCGGUCAUCACAACUACAACCAUAGCAAGCACAACAAAGAAACAGCACUAGUAGAGGAAGAGAUCACAAAAGCCUCAAACGGUGGGAAUCAUCAACAAGAGAACAGUGAUGGAAGUGGCGAAGGAAGCUCUCCAAGUUCAGAUUCUUACCUAUUCAAAGGUUCAAUCUUUGACGUAGCAGAGACGCCACAUGCGCAGACGCAUCACAAAAGGAGAUCAUCGUGUACGUUUUUGGAAGAAGUAGAGACGAUGAAUCCAGAGGAUCUGGAGAAUUUGGAUGGGAAUCAUUUAGAAGAAGGAGAGUUGAACGACAAAGGAGCAGUAGCAAGGAAGAAGAAGGCAUUUAUACGUAGGUUUGGUGAUCUUCUCGUUAGGAGGAAGAGCUUAAGUUUCUCACACAAGAAAGAGUCUUCCACUGAUUCACAAGAUAAGCAGCAGCAACCACAGACUCCUCCGUCUCCGUCUCCGCCACUAUUACCGCCCAUGUCUCCGGAGCCCUGAAGAGCAUUGUUUUAUUAAUAUAUACUUUUGUGAUACGCCAUUGUUGUGUUCUCUUCUACUACAUACAGCUUUUGAGGUUUGCAGGAAUUUUAUUGUGUGUACAUAGACAAAACGUUUUAAUUUUUUCUUGGUAAUAAAGAUUGUUUUGAACU